CCUUGGGAAGCUGAUGGCCAGAAGAGUCCUGGGAAAAGCACUAGCCACUGUAUCUCUCUCUGUGGCCUUGGUUUCUGUGAGUGUCACGUCCUUGAGCUGUCGCAGCAUCCCAGCAUACAGAAACUCAUUUUCAUCUUGUUCAUUUCAUCUUAAUUCCUUUAUCAUGUCUGACUCUCAUGAUGCCAAAAGGAAUUCCCACAAGAAGGCUCGAACAUCUCCUUACCCAGGAUCCAAAGUUGAACGAAGCCAGGUUCCCAAUGACAAAGUGGGCUGGCUGGUUGAGUGGCAAGACUAUAACCCAGUAGAAUACACUGCUGUCUCGGUCUUAGCUGGACCCAGAUGGGCUGAUCCUCAGAUCAGUGAAAGAAAUUUUUCUCCCAAGUUCAAUGAAAAGGAUGGACACGUUGAGAGAAAGAGCCAGAAUGGCCUGUAUGAAAUUAAAAAUGGAAGACCUAGAAAUCCUGCAGGCAGAACGGGACUUGUUGGCCGGGGCCUUCUGGGGAGAUGGGGCCCCAAUCAUGCUGCAGAUCCCAUCAUAACUAGAUGGAAAAGAGAUAGCAGUGGAAAUAAAAUUGCUCACCCCGUCUCUGGAAAAAACAUUUUACAAUUUGUUGCCAUAAAAAGGAAAGACUGUGGAGAAUGGGCAAUCCCUGGGGGCAUGGUGGAUCCAGGAGAGAAGAUUAGUGCCACACUGAAAAGAGAAUUUGGUGAGGAAGCUCUCAAUUCCUUACAGAAAACUAAAGCUGAGAAGAGAAAAAUAGAAGAACAGCUGCACAAACUCUUCAACCAAGAACAUCUAGUGAUAUAUAAAGGAUAUGUUGAUGAUCCUCGAAACACUGAUAAUGCCUGGAUGGAGACAGAAGCUGUAAACUACCAUGAUGAUACAGGUGAAGUAAUGGAUAAUCUUACUUUGGAAGCUGGAGAUGAUGCUGGGAAAGUCAAGUGGGUGGACAUCAGUGAGAAGCUCAAGCUUUAUGCCAGUCACUCUCAGUUCAUCAAACUUGUAGCAGAGAAACGAGAAGCUCACUGGAGUGAGUGCUCUGAAGCUGGCAACCCUGGGGUAUAG
Messenger RNA from Elephantulus edwardii (Cape elephant shrew), 1066 nucleotides. It is a transcript of the gene NUDT9, whose product is annotated as nudix (nucleoside diphosphate linked moiety X)-type motif 9. Bases 14 to 1066 code for a protein of 350 amino acids. The transcript is spliced from 8 exons. Gene Ontology annotation, molecular function: ADP-ribose diphosphatase activity. The record is from RefSeq and is a predicted model, not a curated record. Gene Ontology annotation, cellular component: mitochondrion. NCBI's taxonomy places the organism in Eukaryota, Metazoa, Chordata, Mammalia, Macroscelidea, Macroscelididae.